CUCCUGCGUGUCUAUUUCCAGCCAGGACCGCCGGCGACCGCCGCACCGGUGCCCUCACCGACCCUCUCCUCGGGGGAGAAUGGCACCGGCGACUGGGCUCCGCGGCUCGUGUUCAUCGAGGAGCCCCCGGGCGGUAGCAGCGUGGCCCCUAGCGCGGUCCCCACGCGCCCCCCGGGACCGCAGCGCUGCCGGGAGCAGAGCGACUGGGCAUCGGACGUGGAAGUCCUGGGGCCCUUGCGUCCCGGGGGCGUGGCAGGCUCGGCCCUGGUCCAGGUGCGAGUGCGGGAGCUGCGCAAGGGCGAGGCGGAGCGGGGCGGCGCGGGCGGUGGCGGGAAGCUCUUUUCGCUCUGCGCCUGGGAUGGGCGCGCGUGGCACCACCACGGCGCCGCCGGCGGCUUCCUGCUGCGCGUCCGCCCGCGGUUGUACGGCCCAGGCGGGGACCUGCUGCCCCCUGCGUGGCUGCGGGCGCUCGGGGCGCUCCUGCUGCUAGCCUUGUCGGCCCUGUUCAGCGGCCUGCGCCUGAGCCUGCUGUCGCUGGACCCGGUGGAGUUACGGGUGCUGCGGAACAGCGGCUCGGCCGCCGAGCAGGAGCAGGCGCGCCGCGUGCAGGCCGUUCGCGGCAGGGGGACCCAUCUGCUCUGCACCCUGCUCCUGGGCCAAGCCGGAGCCAACGCGGCCCUGGCUGGCUGGCUGUACGCCUCGCUGCCGCCGGGCGUCGGGGGCACCGGGGAAGACUACGGCGAAGAGGGGAUCCACUUCCCUUGGCUGCCGGCGCUCGUGUGCACCGGCGCGGUAUUCCUGGGCGCCGAAAUCUGCCCAUACUCAGUGUGUUCGCGGCAUGGGCUGGCCAUCGCCUCGCACAGCGUGUGCCUGACCCGGCUUCUGAUGGCAGCCGCCUUUCCCGUGUGCUACCCGCUGGGCCGCCUGCUGGACUGGGCGCUGCGCCAGGAGAUAAGCACCUUCUACACGCGGGAGAAGCUGCUGGAGACGUUGCGGGCCGCAGACCCCUACAGCGACCUGGUGAAGGAGGAGCUCAACAUCAUACAGGGUGCCCUGGAGCUGCGCACCAAAGUGGUGGAGGAGGUGCUGACCCCCCUGGGAGACUGCUUCAUGCUGCGCUCAGACGCGGUGCUCGAUUUCGCCACUGUCUCCGAGAUCCUGCGCAGCGGCUACACUCGCAUCCCAGUGUAUGAGGGCGACCAGCGGCACAACAUUGUGGACAUUUUAUUUGUCAAGGACUUGGCCUUCGUGGACCCCGACGACUGCACCCCGCUCCUCACUGUCACCCGCUUCUACAACCGGCCCCUGCAUUGUGUUUUCAAUGACACCCGACUGGACACGGUACUGGAGGAGUUUAAGAAGGGAAAAUCUCAUCUGGCCAUUGUCCAGCGGGUGAAUAAUGAGGGAGAAGGAGAUCCUUUCUAUGAGGUGAUGGGCAUUGUCACACUGGAGGAUAUCAUAGAGGAGAUCAUCAAGUCAGAGAUCCUGGAUGAAACGGAUCUCUACACUGAUAAUCGGAAAAAGCAGAGGGUCCCACACCGGGAGCGGAAGCGGCAUGACUUCUCCUUGUUUAAGCUUUCGGACACAGAGAUGCGGGUGAAGAUCUCACCACAGCUUCUGCUGGCCACACACCACUUCAUGGCCACAGAAGUGGAGCCCUUUAAGUCUCUGUACCUUUCGGAGAAGAUCCUGCUCCGGCUCCUGAAACAUCCCAACGUGAUCCAGGAGCUGAAGUUUGAUGAGAAGAACAAGAAGGCCCCGGAACACUACCUCUACCAGCGCAACCGCCCUGUGGACUACUUUGUGCUGCUUCUACAGGGUAAAGUGGAGGUGGAGGUUGGUAAGGAAGGCCUUCGCUUUGAGAAUGGAGCCUUUACUUACUAUGGCGUCCCAGCCAUCAUGACCACUGCUUGCUCAGAUAAUGACGUGCGGAAGGUUGGAAGUCUGGCUGGAUCUUCUGUCUUUCUGCCCGUCUCUGUGUCUCGUACCUUCGCUGUCAGCAGAGGGGACUCUCUGGCAGGCUCCCCAGGUAAACAUGCAUGGGUGUCUUGGGUCUCCGUAGAUCCAGAGGGGUUUGCAAGAAGCCUUUGGCCUCUGUCACUUUCCUGCCUGAGAACUAAUCUCUCCAACAGGCACUCUUGUGACUAAGGCAUAGCACUUUGCACAAACAGCACUCAUUUGCACAUACCACCCAGGCAUUGCUGGUUCAGUGCUGUCAUUUGUGAGCUUACCUCCCAGGAAUGUAUCUAUGUACGCACAUGGAAAAAUGGUGGGAGUGAGGGAUAGUGUGAGUUUUUCCUCAUUUGUUUGACUACAGAAUGGAGGGAUGAGGAGGACAGCAUGAAUGAAAUGGGAAUAGUGGAAUACUAUGCUUUAUUUCUACCUAUUUUCUUUCUACCUUUCUUUCCUUCCAUGUCCUAAUCUUCCUAAUAAUGUUACUGUGUGAUCAUCAUAUUCUCACUAGCUCUGCUCAUACAAAGGAUGCUAUAUGUAAAACUUUCAAAACAACUUUUCAUUAGGUUUAACCUCUUUUGUUAAUAAGUGAAAUAGUCACUGGGUUUCUUUUUAAUCGGUAACAAUUCCUCAUAGAGCUAGAUAAUAAUUGAAUGACUGAGUAGAAUGCAACAAAUCUGAAUGAUCAACUGUUUGUUUUCAUCUCUAGAGGUUGUUCUCUUGGGCUCAUAGAGCAAGUAAUGACUAAACCAGGAAUGUAUUUGUUAAAUUGCCCUGCAGUUAGCACACAGUUCCAUUUCCUCUACCCUCUAAAUCUGUAUCCCUUAUCCCAUUGCUGGGGUAAUGCUACUAAGACCCCACCACAUCCUCAGUCAUCGAGAAAUUGCUUAUGUUUCUCUGUCUGUAUAGUAGAUCCUCGACAUUUAAAAAAGGCUAUGUUCUCCAAUUUGCAACCUCAGUAGUAUUUGUGUUGACUUCUGUUUUUUCCCAAAAUCAAAUUUUUUCAUCAAAAACCAUCUGGUCCUCAUGUUGAUCUAUACAAGAUAAGUUAACCACCUUCUCAAAUUUCACUGACAUUUUCUCUCUCUCUCUUUCGAUGGUGAUUUUCCAUUAAGAAAUAGUUUUUCUUGCCUUGUGAGAGCUCAUGCCUUAAUGAUGACUACAGGAUUGGACAGUCAAUGUGAGAUACCAAUCUGGUGCCCUCGCCAGCUAAAUGGUCUACUCCUACAUGCCAGCAAAAUUAGAAAUGACCACAUGAUGGACCUUCAAGUUCCUUCACAUGCAGUGAAUCUUGGUGAUGCCAACAGUGUGCUGUGAAGGUUCAGAGGAAAGGGGAGAUGCACAUUUUAAAAGACUUUCAGCCCAAAAGAUCAAAGCGAGGAUGCGUUUUCCUUUUUAAUUAACCUUCAGAUAACCAGAUGACCUAGUUAAUUGUAACUUCCCAGUUAAAGGAAGGUUAAUUCUAGUUCAUCUGUAUUGAUUAUGAUAAAGUUCAUGAUAACCCAAUGUCAGAGAUGAAAGUGAUACCUUCCUGCUGUGCAGAACCUCCAGGAAGUGCUGAGACUUCUGAUCCAACUCUGGGUGCUGUCACGUGCCCCUGAGAAUAUUUUCAACUUUCCCCCCUUUUCCAUGACUGUGGGUAUUCAACACAACAAGAGAUUAGUGUCAACACAAUGCAAACCCUACUCAUAAAGAGGUAAGCUUAUUCCCAUCCCUGGUUUAACUGUGCAGGGUGGAGCAGUGGUCGGUACAGUGGGAGAAAACCAGAGGUAGGGAGUGCCUAACUUCUCCUUUGGCUUAUUCCUCUCCACCUUAUGUCUGGUCUCUAUCUAGAGCUAAUCACUGUGCCUUCCCAGUGAUCAGGUGACAUCCACAGGACCUAUUCUGUGAUAUUUCCUCUGUCAUUCUUGCUUUUGUUCCAUAUCAUUAAAAGAAGUAGCCUCAGAGGUCUGGGAUUUUAUAAAAAGAAGUUCCAGGUAACUUCUGGCCCUGUAAGCACAGAGACUUUGGAACCAGGGGUUCUUAUUCAGUGCUCGACUGUCCAUUCAUAAUGUGCAUAGAGAUCAACAAUGAUGCCAUUUUCUCCUAGAAUAUGCCAAAGUACCUAAAAAAAUCUUUUUACUUUGCAAAAUGUGCUGAGUGGAAAUAUUGAUUUCUGAUCCAGAUACAUUAGUUUACAUAUAUGCUAAAUCUCAACCCUAUCUUAUAUGGGGGAAAAAUAAAUCCUAGAAACCAGUAGGGUCUUUAGGUCUAAAAAAGAACUGUCAUUGUCUUAUUUGACUCCCCACAAUCACUUUGGGAGAUAGGCAGGAAUUGUCAUUGAAAAACAACAGACAAAAAAACAGGCUCUGAGAAAGUCAGUGAGUGUUGUAUGUGUAGUAGGUAUGUAGAGGGACAAGGACUGGAAUCUAAGUCUUAGAUCGUGCUCUCCACCUACUGCCUGAGACCUUGCUUUACCUCUGAAUAUAGACAUUUUGUGCCCUCUAGAGGGCUGUGAUUUAUUUGCAUUUUGAAAGCAGUGCUAAUAACAAAUCUGGUGCUCACACUAGAUUGAGGCCAGAGGUCUCUGCACCAAAUAUUGCCAUCAUUAUCCAUGGGGAGUCUCUUUCUAUUUGAGCCUUAGUUUGAAGUAAGAGCACAGUGGUUUGCAGAUUACCUCCAGGGUGUGGUG
This is a messenger RNA of Chlorocebus sabaeus (green monkey), 4624 nucleotides long. Lineage: Eukaryota; Metazoa; Chordata; Mammalia; Primates; Cercopithecidae. The record is from RefSeq and is a predicted model, not a curated record.